CUUGCUCAUCACUAGUCGCGGCACUAUUUACUUAUAUAUAUGUAUAUAAACACACACAUGACAACUUAGUAAAUAGAAAUGAAUAAAACCGUACAACCUCGGAUACUCAUAAGUUCCUUAAAACACUGGCCACGCCGCUAUGCAGCUGAUCAGACACAGGCGCGCUCCGAAAAACGUUCUGUGAGCGUUGGUCUUACACAACCGCCGGAUCCGCAGUUGGUAAAAACGGAUUACGUUGGUCCGCCGGAUCCGCAAUCCAAUCUGCGGCCCUAUGUGCGGCAUUACGAUGAGAAUGAAACGGAAUUGGCCAAGAAAUUACGUUUGUUACGCAUUGAAGUUGAAAAAUGGAAUAUGGAUUUUUGGACAAAACACAACAAACGGUUCUAUGAGGAAAAAGAGGACUUCAUACAAUUGCACAAAAUUAACGGAAACGAUGAGAUUAGCGCCGAUCAAAUGAGUGUUUUUUAUAAAUCGUUUUUAGAUAAAAAUAGACGCAUCCAUUUAAUGUACAAUAUUUCAUGGUAUUUGAAAAAUUUCGACAUGCUCACAUUAGCGUUUGCCGUAGAAGUGCAAAAUUUAUUAAAUCGACUUAGGAGAAAGACGUAGCAACCACCCAGCGCAAUCAACAACAGACAACAAAGUUUUUAACUUUAAAC
Drosophila hydei is the source of this 656-nucleotide messenger RNA. It is a transcript of the gene Coa8, whose product is annotated as APOPT family protein CG14806, mitochondrial. The record is from RefSeq and is a predicted model, not a curated record. Gene Ontology annotation, cellular component: mitochondrion. Gene Ontology annotation, biological process: intrinsic apoptotic signaling pathway. Lineage: Eukaryota; Metazoa; Arthropoda; Insecta; Diptera; Drosophilidae. The coding region runs from base 79 to 606 and encodes 175 amino acids. The transcript is spliced from 3 exons.